Molecule: messenger RNA, 933 nt
Organism: Colletes gigas
Lineage: Eukaryota; Metazoa; Arthropoda; Insecta; Hymenoptera; Colletidae
Product: 15-hydroxyprostaglandin dehydrogenase [NAD(+)]-like
Exons: 7
Coding region: 76-870 (264 amino acids)
Cellular component (GO): cytoplasm
Molecular function (GO): oxidoreductase activity, acting on the CH-OH group of donors, NAD or NADP as acceptor
Source: RefSeq, a predicted model, not a curated record
ACGACUUUCGUUGCUAUUUCACGCGAAACUGUCGAAACUGCGUUCCAGUAACGCUUCGUUCCUCAAAUCUUCAGCAUGGACAACAUUAAGAACAAGUCUGCCGUGAUCACAGGAGCCGCCAGAGGACUUGGUUACGCGUUUGCACAGAUACUGCUGCAAAAUGGAGCAAGGGUGGUGGCCAUUCUAGAUUUGACCUCUUCGUCAGGUCAGGCGUCGGCGGCCACUUUGGAGAAAGAGUUCGGGAAAGGGAGAGCGGUGUUCUUCCCUUGCGAUGUGUCCAACAGAGAACAAUUCAAAGAAACGUUCAGGAGAGUUGUGAACGCUUUCAAAGGCGUGGAUAUUUUCAUUAACAACGCUGGUGUAUACGACGAACUGAAUUGGGAGAGGACUCUUCGUAUAAAUGUUGGUGGAGUGAUCCAUGGAUCGUUGUUGGCCAUAGAUCACAUGGGCAAACACAAGGGUGGCAAAGGUGGUAUCGUGGUGAAUAUUUCGUCGCUUGCUGGCUUGUUGAACCUACCUAUAAGCCCGGUCUACUCUUCCGUCAAACAGAACGUCAUCUCGUUCAGUCAGUGUUUACAGGCGAGUUUUGAGACCACCGGCGUUCAUGUAAUGGUGCUGUGCCCUGGCCUGACGGAAACGACGAUCACGGACGACGCGUCGAUGAAGUCGUUCGAUUUUAUCGAUUUCGCCUCGUGGAUGGAGAAGCUGAAUGCUGCAAGCCAUCAGAAGCAAUCAGUGGGCAAUGUGGCUCGAGCCCUGGUCACUCUGAUCCAGAAAGGCGAAAAUGGCGCCGUUUGGGUCACCGAGAACGAACAACCACCCUAUGGCAUCGACUUCCCCCCUAUCAGUACCGUGGACCUCCAUUUAUGAAGACAACUGCUUACUUUAUUUAAUUACCGAUACACUCCACAUACGAUAUUAAAAUCCAUACUG